Panonychus citri (citrus red mite) is the source of this 3501-nucleotide messenger RNA. It is a transcript of the gene dock, whose product is annotated as cytoplasmic protein NCK2-like. The transcript has 2 exons. Gene Ontology annotation, molecular function: protein binding. Bases 704 to 2158 code for a protein of 484 amino acids. NCBI's taxonomy places the organism in Eukaryota, Metazoa, Arthropoda, Arachnida, Trombidiformes, Tetranychidae. The record is from RefSeq and is a predicted model, not a curated record.
UUUAGGUUCCUGGUUUGGUUUUCAUCCUGAAAGAAAUAAAGAAAUUGCUCCUUUCUUUUUGGUAACAAUUUCUUUUUCUUUACUUAAUCAAAGUUAAUCAGUUUUCUAUUUAAAUUGUUCCCCAUCUAAUUAAUUACAACUCAAUUUCUAUUCUAUGUUUUCAAACUAAAAUCAACACAAUUUCACCACAACAAUAACACCAAAAGGAGGAUCCACUUUGAGACCAUUGAACUGACAUAAUCUGAAAGGAAGUAACAAAAUGUCAACAUGGAUUGACCUAGAGGAUUACCUAUGUUGACCUCUCAUUUUAUAGCUAAUUAACAUCACUUAAACUUAGUGUCAUCAUCUUUAAAAUUAACUCAUUUAAUCAACCAUCAUCAUUAAUAGGAACAACAGAAACAACAACAACAAUAAUAAUACCAACAGAUUGACUACUUUGUUUAUACCUCGUGUUAUUUUGACUAUUGGUUUACAAUAGGAGAAAAGAAAAGAAAAGAUAGAAUCAAAUGAUUGAUUCAAUUGUACAAUUAAAUUUGAUGCUGAUUCUAUGAUCUUGAGGUGUUUGUGAUCAACAAUUAACAAUCUUGCUGAUUAUUCAAGCUGUCUUUCUAUUCGGUGUGUGUUUUUGUAUUUACCCUCCUUCAAAGUUGAUACAUAAUCACAGCCACAAACACACACAUACAACACUCACUUACUCACACAAAUGACAAUGAAUAUCAAAAAAGGUAAAAGCGGUGAGGAAAUUUAUGUAAUUGCUAAAUAUGAUUACACUGCUCAAGGUUCCCAGGAAUUGGAUUUGAAAAAGAAUGAGAAAUUAACUCUUCUCGAUGAUAGUAAAAACUGGUGGAAGGUGUUAAAUGCUAAAAAUCAAUCAGGAUUUGUGCCAUCUAAUUAUGUAAAGAAAGAGAAACCAUCAAUAUUUGAUAGUAUUCGGAAAAAGGUGAGAAAACGGAGUGAAUCUAAAAGUUCAAUUUCAUCUCCUGUUUCCUCACCAAUUGCAACUAGAAUAGUUGAUAUUGAUAUAAGCGGUUCAUCAACCAGUGGAGGUGGUAUUGGGUGUAAUUUAAAUCGUUCACCAGAAAUGGAAGCCCAACUUCGUGCCAAUCAAGCUACCUCAUCAUCUUCACAUGGUCAAACAUCAUCCCAAUCGAUUGCGGUGGUUAAAUAUAAUUAUGAAGCUCAACAAUCAGAUGAAUUGUCUCUAGUCAAAGGAACUCGUAUUCAUGUUCUGGAAAAAUCAAGUGAUGGCUGGUGGAAGGGUGAAAUUGAUAACACCCUUGGUUGGUUUCCAUCUAAUUAUGUUAUAGAGGAACCAUUACCUGUAUCAUCAAUUAAAGAAAUGAAACCAGAAGUCACCCUUAAUGGUACUGGUGGUGGCGGCGGCGGUGGUGGUGGUGGUGGUGUUGUCAAUAAGAUAAGUGAUAUUGAUGCUCCUGGUUGUUCAAUGGUAAACAAGGUAGAUAAUGGUCUCAAUAGGAUUCAGAAUGAACCGGAAUUUGAGGUUGUCAUUGCUCUUUAUUCAUUUACUUCUCAAAAUGAAGAGGAGUUGAGCUUUCAAAGAGGUGAAAGGUUAGAGAUAAUUGAUAAACCAUCAAAUGAUCCAGAUUGGUGGAUGGCGAGAAAUGCUUCCGGUGAUACUGGUUUGGUUCCAAAAAAUUAUGUUCAAUUAAUUAGUGACAAACAAGAAACUACCAAUAAUGUGUCUAGUAACAAUCAAAUAGUCUCGGGUGUAGCUAAAGACUUGGCCAAAUUAUUACUUUCGGAAACCGCUAAAUCAACUGGACCUUUGACCGGUAUUGGAGGUAAUGGUAAUUCUUAUAGAAAUGGUGGUGCACAUAAUGAUCUACAAUCAAGACCAUGGUACUUUGGAUCAAUCUCCCGAUCUAAUUGUGAUCAAAUGCUAAAUGAAGGUGGAAUCGAUGGUGAUUUCCUUAUCCGAGAUAGUGAGACAAAUUAUGGAGAUUUUUCAGUAUCACUUAAAGCUCCAGGUCGAAAUAAACAUUUCCGUGUACAUUUUGAAAAUGGAGUUUAUUGUAUUGGACAGAGAAGGUUUAAUUCACUCGACGAAUUGAUUGAACAUUACAAAAAGGCUCCAAUUUAUACAACACCUAAAGGACAAAAGAUGUAUUUAAUCAAGCCAUUUUCGCCGAUGAUUUGAUUACAUUAAUCACCAUUAACAACAAUUAAACAGUCAACUUAUAUAUAUAAAGAAAAAUCAACAAGGAAAAGAUGGACACUGAAUCUGCAACUUUUAUCGGCAACGAUUAUCCAUCUAUUCACAUAGCAAUCAAUCAGAAAUUUUUAUCAUUUUCUUCAGAACAUUAAUCUUAUUAUUUAAAAAGACGAAAAUUAUGUGCAUAAUAACGAUUUCUACCUUGACCCUAACCAUUUCUCUCUCUCUCUCUCUCUCUCUCUCUCUCUCUCUCUCAUCUUCUCUAAUUUUACAAAUAUCUUUUUAUCUUCCCUUUCUCAUCUUCUCAAUUUAUCAUCUCCUUCUCCUUCGCCCUCUCUUCUUUCUCCUUUCUUCCUUCUAUCAUCUACCUAAUCCUUUACCCACUAGUUUGAUAAUACAACUAAAAAAUCAAAGGCCUAAGUUACUGGUCACCUCUUAGACCAUUAAAAUGACCACAUCACUUGACCAUCAUCCCACCUUCAACCAAGGAACGGAAGAGAGAGAUAAUCUCUCUCUAUCUCUCUACCGGUUAAAUUAAAUGAUGAAUCUUCUGAAAAGUUCAUCAUCCCCUCCGGAUGCCAUCAACCCAAAGUAAUAGCUGCCACCCGAAGAUCAACCAACAACUCAUCUUCUUCAUCAUCAAACUGUAAUCCAUCAAUAGCUAAUCUAAAUCUCCUUUGGUUCCAGUUAUCACCUUAAUCACAGUAUAUUAGUAAAUUGCUCAACUGGUCCAUCAUCAAGUUGACUGUCUUACAAUUAAUGUUCAACCAUCAACUCAGAGCACACAAACUUGUGGACUUCAGGGGAAUCAAAAGAUGACUCAAUGCCAAUAAUAUCUCUUGAUACAAUCUAAACAACUCUCUCAUCGUUAAUCCUAAUCCAUAAUUACAUAGAAGCUGAUUACGAGCUUGAAAUUACUAAUUUAUCGAGUGAUUAUGAUCGGUUAAUAUCAAUGGAAUCAAAAGAAACCGGAAAAUAGUAAAAACCCUCAACUUUCCGGUCAUUCUAAUGGAUGCUCAUCUAAUCAUCAUUAAGCAAAAAAAAAUUAAUUGUGAUUGAAAACAACAACCAUAACAAUUUAUUAUGAUUAGUUUGUCAGUAAACAAUCAACAUUCAAAUUUUAAGUUAGACUCAUUAACUUUUCUUGUUUUUCCCCUUUUUUCAAUGUAUUUUUCAACUCUCUCAUUCUCUCUCCCUCUAACUCCCUCUCUCUCUUAGCACCAAUUAAAUAUUUCUGUUAAAAUCUAUUUCCAAUCAAUACAAUUAACAUUUAUGUGAACCCAAUUAAUAGAGAAAAGAUUUUAAAACAGAACAUAAUUAAUAACGGA